GUGGCUGCGAAAUUGAUGCACCGUCUUUCAACUUUCUUAUUGGUUUCAGUUGUUUUCCAUUACUUUUUUUCCUUCCUUUCAACUCUGCCAUUUGGAGCUUGUGAAUGUUGGGAGUUCUGCUACUUAUCCCCUUUCUUGCUUGCCAGCCGAUUGCACCUCAACAAGAAGGCAACGGACAAACAGCCAUAUAGCAAGCUCCCAGGCGUGUCUCUUCUAAAACCACUGAAAGGAGUGGAUCCCAACCUCAUCAACAACUUGGAAACGUUCUUUGAGUUGGAUUAUCCCAAAUAUGAAGUACUCCUUUGUGUACAAGAUCAUGACGACCCAGCUAUUGAUGUAUGUAAGAAGCUUCUUGGAAAAUAUCCAAAUGUCGAUGCCAGAUUGUUUAUAGGUGGCAAAAAGGUUGGCAUUAAUCCUAAAAUUAAUAAUCUAAUGCCAGGAUAUGAAGUUGCAAAGUAUGAUCUUAUCUGGAUUUGUGAUAGUGGAAUAAGAGUGCUUCCGGACACACUCACUGACAUGGUCAACCAGAUGACAGAGAAGGUAGGCCUGGUUCACGGGCUGCCGUAUGUGGCGGACAGACAGGGCUUCGCCGCUACCUUAGAACAGGUAUAUUUUGGAACUUCUCAUCCAAGGUCCUAUAUCUCUGCCAAUGUGACUGGUUUCAAAUGUGUGACAGGAAUGUCGUGUUUAAUGAGAAAGGAUGUGUUAGAUCAAGCAGGAGGGCUUAUAGCUUUUGCUCAAUACAUUGCUGAAGAUUACUUUAUGGCCAAAGCAAUAGCUGACCGAGGUUGGAGGUUUGCGAUGUCCACUCAAGUUGCCAUGCAAAACUCUGGCUCGUACUCAAUUUCUCAGUUUCAAUCCAGAAUGAUCAGGUGGACCAAAUUACGAAUUAACAUGCUUCCUGCUACAAUAAUUUGUGAGCCAAUUUCAGAAUGCUUUGUUGCCAGUUUAAUUAUCGGAUGGGCAGCCCACCAUGUAUUCAGAUGGGAUAUUAUGGUAUUUUUCAUGUGUCAUUGCCUGGCAUGGUUUAUAUUUGACUACAUUCAACUCAGGGGUGUCCAGGGUGGCACACUGUGUUUUUCAAAACUUGAUUAUGCAGUAGCUUGGUUCAUCCGGGAAUCCAUGACAAUAUACAUCUUUCUGUCGGCCUUAUGGGACCCCACGAUAAGCUGGAGAACUGGCCGAUACAGGUUGCGCUGUGGGGGCACCGCAGAGGAAAUCCUAGAUGUAUAACUACAGCUUUGUGACUGUACAUACGGGGAAAAAAGAAGUAUUAUAAAUUAUGUUUAUAUAAAUGCUUUUAAAGAUCUACCUUCAGUAGUUUUAUCACAUGUUUUGGUAUCUGUUCUUUAAUUUAUUUUGCAUGGCACUUGCAUCUGUGAAAAAAAAAAAAAAGAAAAGAAAAAGAAACACACCUGUAGUCUUGGCCAAAUGGUAUACUUUAUUUUGUGGAAGUGGAGAAUCAAGAGAACUGGUUCUAGGAAACUGGGGUUUUUUGUUGUUUAUUUGUUUGUUUAAAAAAAUAUAUAUAUAUGUAUAUAUAUGUUUAUAUAUAUGUAUAUGUAUAUAAGUGUGUGCGUGCAUGUGUGCGUGUGCUCUGCAGCAAACACUGACAGUACCCUUCAGAAGAGAAAGUUUCUUAUUUGUGAGUACACUCUUAGAACAUCGAUGGGAUGGCAGCAGCUUUGUUUCGGCAUUUAGAAGAGACUAGAAGGUAAUCACUGUCCCGUCUCAGGUGAACGGUAUUACGCAGUGAGCAGCCCUCGGUGAGGUACGAACGGGGAAACCUCUUCAUGCUUUAUGCCUACCUCUCGCAGUUGUUGCAGAGCGGAUACACGUCGUGACAGUAGCUAGGCUUUGCGAAAACAAACGGAAAAACUUAAAAAAAAAAUAAUAAUGAAAGAGCUGAAGUCUAGUAUUUCUAUGAAUCUGUGAGAGAGAGAUUUUUGGUCUCACUUUAAUGAACCCAAAGUGGUUGAGUUUGGUUUUUAAUCAUAACCAUGUCUCGAAGGCAUCUCUUUGACCAACUCUUGUUGGUUCUGUCUCGAACCAUUGUUAAUCACUGUGCUGGUAAACCUUCCCUUCCCUUCUCCUCCCCUGACCCGCCCCAACUUCCUUAAAUUUUUUGGGGGGGAGUGCUUGGGGGUUUGUUUUAGUGUGAGUGGAUGUUUUGAUAGUUGUGAGGAAAAUGCAUUUCAGACACAUUUCACACGAGCUAUUUUCUUACACAGUAUGUCUUAUCGUUAAAAAAGGAUGUAAUUACAGGUAUUUAAAUAUCUUUUUUUAAGUAAGUGAAUAUUCUAGCCAUCAAUAAAGAAAUUGCAGUAGGUUACUAAGAGGGGACAGGAUGAGUUUUACUCUGAAAAUUAAUCAUUAUCAACUAAGUCUACUGUGUGUGUGUGUGUUUUCGUUUCGUUUUUGUUUAUUUGUUUGUUUUUUACUAUUACAUUAGUCUGGUCUUAUUUAAAUUGGGUUUUUGUAUUCCAGUUUGUAUGACCUAAUAGACUAGAGCAGUGCUGCUUGUAAAUGCUGUAUUUCCCUUCCCUCCCAUCAUGCCGCCGAACUUGCUUGUCAGGUUGUGCUUAUUACCUUGUGGUGAACUGGACUUUUGUGUUUUAUUGUUUUAAAUAGGCAAAUAUGUAAGGGACAGUGCAUAAGCCUUUCUUUUUCCUUUUUUUUUUUUUUUUUGGUAGUGGCACUUUUGCUUUACCCUCAGGACGGGAUGGCAUGUGUCCAUGUGAACGCCUGCUGCGGGCUGACGCGGGCAACGCCGCAGCUUGUCCUCCGGCUGCGGCGUUUCCCCGGCAACCCGCACCGUUAGCAUCUUAGCAAUAACUACAGUUCCUAGAACACGAACACUUUCUCACUGCACUGAGCCAAUUCAUUGAAUUGCCCCUCGACUAUCUACAUGGUUUCAAUUGUAGCAUAUCUAUACAUGUGUGUGUGCGGUGUGUACACAUUCUGUAGAAGCCUUUCUCUGGGCCAACCGCCUUCAUUCUCUUUGGUUUGUUUGUUUUUCUUUUGCCUGAUGAUGAGUUUGUUUGAAGGGCAUCUUCUUCAUGAACAAAGGCUUGGAUGCGGAUCCCUUCCUAUGUGAAAUGGGUAGCAUUGUUCCCUGAGGAAAAGCCGCACGGUGAAAACCAGUCUAGUUGUGACCCACCCUGUGUUUAUGUUUUUAAAUCACUAUGAGACAAGUUGAAUUUUGCUGACCAUGUCUGUAACUUUUCGUCGGGUUAACGAAGUUUGGUUGAUGCCAUCCUUUGCACUGCUGAAGUGAAAUCAUGCUCAUCACUUAGCUUCUCGUGGAGCUCAGCAUGGGCAAGGGAACAACACCGAAAUGGCUGGACAGACUUUUUGUGUUCUGUAAAUAUAAAAUGUGACUGUUCUGUAUGUGUGUUCCGUGUGGGAGUGCAGGAUUUCCUUAAGCCUUGCCGGAGCAGACAGAGUGACUUUUUUGUGUGUCUAGCAAGUUUAGAGUGAUGAUAAAAUCGUAAGAAAUAAUAUACAUGUUGAAGAAAGUACCACAGCAGAACUGUAGACGUCCAAAUUUAGUUAACUGUCUUUUAAAAGUAUCUAGAGUAUGCCAUGUUUUAUUAUUUAAAAUC
This is a messenger RNA of Molossus molossus (Pallas's mastiff bat), 3605 nucleotides long. RefSeq names its product UDP-glucose ceramide glucosyltransferase (gene UGCG). The transcript has 10 exons. The record is from RefSeq and is a predicted model, not a curated record. Gene Ontology annotation, biological process: glucosylceramide biosynthetic process. Bases 16 to 1233 code for a protein of 405 amino acids. Gene Ontology annotation, cellular component: membrane. Lineage: Eukaryota; Metazoa; Chordata; Mammalia; Chiroptera; Molossidae. Gene Ontology annotation, molecular function: ceramide glucosyltransferase activity.